Triticum turgidum subsp. durum (durum wheat) is the source of this 804-nucleotide messenger RNA. The record is from the annotation of a GenBank genome assembly. Lineage: Eukaryota; Viridiplantae; Streptophyta; Magnoliopsida; Poales; Poaceae.
AUGGUAAACUGCCCUCGGACUUGGGGGUUCACCUCCCAAAUCUCAGGGCCCUACUCCUUGGCACCAAUAGACCAAAACGACUUCAAGGCCCUUGUGUUGGAGUUCAUGCCUAAUGGGAGCCUGGAUAGGUGGUUACACAUUGAUGUACAUGCAUCACAGCAACUGCAAGGUUUGACAUUGAUGCAGAGAUUAAAUAUUGCAGUUGAUAUCGCUGAUGCAUUAGAUUAUUUGCACAACAACUGUGAACCACCAAUAAUUCACUGCGACUUGAAGCCAAGCAACAUUGUUCUUAACGAGGAUUUAGUUGCGCACAUUGGGGACUUCGGCCUUGCAAAGAUUCUUUCUGAACCAGCAGCGGAGCAGCUGAUUAAUUCAAAGAGCUCCAUUGGAAUAAGAGGAACGAUUGGAUAUGUAGCUCCAGAGUAUGGCGAAGGUGGUCAAGUUUCUUCAUGUGGAGAUGCAUAUAGCUUCGGAACUGUCAUCCUCGAGUUGUUUACAGGCAUGGCACCAACUCAUGAUAUGCUCAGAGACGGGUUAACCUUGCAUAAGCAUGCCGAGAAUGCAUUUACAGGGAUGCUAAUGCAGAUUGUUGAUCCAGUACUACUUUCCAUUGAAGAAGCCAAUCUGACUAGUCUGCAGGAUGGAAGCAACACAAUGGAACAUGGCAGCAAUGCCAUAUUGUCUGUCAUGAAGGUUGCGCUAUCAUGCAGCAAUCAUGCACCAACAGAGAGGAUGUGCAUGAGAGAUGCUGCUGCUGCGAUUCGCAGGAUAACGGAUAGCUAUGUUAAAAAUAAGACAAACUGA